This is a messenger RNA of Solea senegalensis (Senegalese sole), 1234 nucleotides long. RefSeq names its product leucine-rich repeat neuronal protein 4. Bases 155 to 916 code for a protein of 253 amino acids. The record is from RefSeq and is a predicted model, not a curated record. The transcript is spliced from 2 exons. NCBI's taxonomy places the organism in Eukaryota, Metazoa, Chordata, Actinopteri, Pleuronectiformes, Soleidae. Gene Ontology annotation, molecular function: protein binding.
AGGAGGAGAGAGUCAGAGGGAGAGAGGGAAACAACUUAAGACGGUGAGAACUGAGGAGUGAGUGAGCACACUUUGAGAGCGGACAGCGCAGGAACAAGGGAGGAAUAUUCAUCAGCAUCAAACAGAGGUGACGUCACAGUGCAAGAGCCCAGCCAUGCUUCUUAUUUUUCUGAUUGCUUCACCACUCCUCCACUCCCACCUCUUCAUCUAUGCGGCUUCUACUUCCCCUCCUAUCACUCGCCCACGGAUCAUUUUUAUGACUGCCCUGGGCUCAGAUAAUGAAUAUAAUGAUGACGAUUACAGUGAUGAAAACAACCCUCCCACUGAAGUUGUGUCUUCUGAGAGGAUUCCUGACGUCCACCGAGAAACUCAGCUCUGUCAGUACAACCCCUGUUUGGAGAAUCAGGAGUCCUGCGCCCAGCUUUCAGCACAGACUGGGUGCCUCUGUCCUGGGGUGAGUGGUCCCGAUUUGCCUCCUCAGCCACCACUCAUCCAAACACUGUUGCCAAUCAGGGAAGGGGAAAACAAAGGACAGAUAGAGGUGCAAUGGUGCGCCCCAUCUUCUGUGGUGUCCGGGUACAGAUUGGUGGUUGAGGGAAGAGAAGCCUUGAAGUUUGGAAAUACUCAGCGUCGAGGUUUGGUGGGAUCUCUGGACGUCGGGACCAAGGUUUGUGUGGAGGCUGUGAACAGUGCAGGAUACAGCCCCUCCUCAGAGUUCUCCUGUCAGCGGUAUGACCCUCCCAAUUCUUCUGACCAUAAUCUGCUGGCCUGGCUCAUAGGUGGAGGAGUCGCCCUGCUUGUGGUUAUCAUCAUAACAGCUGUGAUUCUGUGGAAGUAUAAAAUAUGUUUAAAGGGAAAGAGAGAUUCCACUGAUGGACUAGGGAACCCUUCAUACAGCACAGAGGGAACGCUGUAAUACAGACAAGCAUGGACAAUCCAUCCCAGUUACAGUCCUAGGGUGGUGUUCUGAUUCAUUAUGGAAUCAAAGAAAUGUGUUUAUUCUCCUGUUUCAGGACCAGAUAUGUGAGCAUAAGAGAAGUGGUGUUUGUGUGAUUACACAAACAAUGACAAAUAAUAAUAAUGUUAUCUUGGGUAAUAACUGAAGGUUUGUUUGCAGGCAGAUUAACCUCUGUAGAUUCACUGUAGUGAUGUUUUUUAGGAUCUAAUGUAGCUACUGACUGAAACUUUUGUAAUUCACUAAAUCUUAUUUUAAUAAAAAAAAUAAUAAAAAAUA